GCACUCCGGAACGUGUCGCACGUCGGACUGGUUUCCUGCACAAAGCGGAAGUCGGUAGAAGAACAGUCCUGGAGGUGACCGUGUCGGAUUUGGUUUCUCUUAUUUGAAGAAGGAAAGGAGUGAGAAGAAGUUGAAGUAGGUAUAUGGUGUUGGUUUAGAGGGGAGAAUGGGGUCUCAUCUGGUGCGCAGUUACCUCACGGAGCGGGACGCAACACCGGACCCGAAAGGUCCGGUUUCACACGACCCGCAGUUCGGCUUCACGGAGGAGAGAAAAGAGAGAGAGCCCGUGGCCACGCAGGAGCAGAUGAACUUGGCCAUGUUGCCUCUGGAGCAGCGAGAUUACUGCGCUCACCACCUGAUCAAGCUGAUGAAGUGUAAGCGAGACAACUUCCCCAACUUCCUGGCCUGCAAGCACGAGAGGCACGACUGGGAUUACUGCGAGCACCAGGAUUACGUGAUGCGGAUGAAGGAGUACGAGCGAGAGAGGAGACUGAACCUGAGGAAGAAGAGGAUCGAAGCGCAGGCGGCGUAAUCGUCCGUCUUCAUCCCUCCAUCUCACCUGCUUUCCUUUUCUUCAUUCCCUCCUCCUCUCUCUCUCUCCCUCUGUGUAAAUACCAAACUGCUCUCUGUAAUAAAGAGCUCCUUUAUCCUGCUCGUGA
This is a messenger RNA of Silurus meridionalis, 659 nucleotides long. RefSeq names its product NADH:ubiquinone oxidoreductase subunit B7 (gene ndufb7). Gene Ontology annotation, cellular component: mitochondrion. Lineage: Eukaryota; Metazoa; Chordata; Actinopteri; Siluriformes; Siluridae. The record is from RefSeq and is a predicted model, not a curated record.